CAUACCUACCGAACGCAAGGAGCAGGCUAGCGGAGCUGGCGGAGCCACAUUCUAUCGCUCCGUCCUUCUCAGGAGUACGCGACGACCUCGGCAAAACGACGAUCAGCUCCCCCCCUCCCCUCCCCCUCCCCCCAACAAAAAAGAAGGUCGGCGGCGAAAACACAGACGUUCACGACGGCAGUCGACGUUUUUCGACCAUGUCGAACGUGACAGUGCCUCAAGACGCUCCGACGAUCCGACUAUGCCAUGUCAUCAAGUGGCCCGACUACGAAGGGUUCGGCUUCAAUCUCCACACGGAGAAGUCCAAGCCCGGACAGUACCUAGGCAAGAUCGACCCCGGCAGUCCGGCACAACUGGCCGGCCUGAAGGAAGGCGACCGGAUUGUCGAAGUGAACGGCAUCAACAUCUCCAACGAGAACCACAAGCAAGUGGUCGAACGGAUCAAGGCUGUGUCGAAUGAAACCAAGCUGUUGGUCGUCGACCCGCUGGCGGAUACCUGGUACAAGGAGCACAAGAUCAUCAUCAAAAACAACUUGUCCAGCGUCAAGCAGUCCAAGACACCCGUGCCAAGGCCGAAAAAGAAACACAGCACUUCGUCGACGUCUUCGUCCGGGUCUGCGGCCACCGCCAGGGUGUCUCCCACUUCCGGUGCGUCGCCAGCGCCACCUACGUCGACGCCGUCGUCGAACCAGCUGCUGGUGGUGCCCCCCGCGGGAGCGCCGGCGCCCCGGUUGUGUCACGUGGUGCGGAGGUCGGACUUCGACGGUUACGGCUUCAACCUGCACGCCGACAAGUCGCGAAACGUGCAGUACGUCGGAGCCGUGGACAAAGGCAGCCCCGCCGAGGCCGCGGGGCUUAGGCCUAACGACACCAUCGUCGAGGUGAACGGCGUGAACGUGGAAGGCUCGAACCACAAGGAGAUCGUGGAGCGCAUCAAGGCCGUGCCCAACGAGACGCGGCUGCUGGUGGUGGACGACGGCACGGCGGCCUGGUACCGCGAGAACAAGGUGCCCAUCCGGGGCAACCUGCCCAACAUCAUCCAGCUGUCCAGCGUCAAGGGAAACCGGAGGCCCAGCGAACACAAGUCCGCCGUCUCGGCAGCGGAGCCCGCCCUGGGUCCCCGGCUGUGCCACCUGUCCAAGUGGAACACCUUCGAGGGCUACGGCUUCAACCUGCACGCCGACAAGAAGCGACUGCAGCACUUCAUCGGCCAGGUGGACCCGGGCAGUCCGGCCGACUUGGGAGGACUCAGACGGAACGACAGGCUCGUCGAGGUGAACGGAACGACUGUGGAAGGCGAAAACCACCGUGACAUAAUCGAGAGGAUCAAGAGGGACCCGAGUCGGGUCGACCUGCUCGUGGUGGACGAGGAGACGGAAAAGGCGCUCGUCAGCAAAAAGAUCAAGAUAUCCAGCAAGGCCGACAACGUCAUCCACCGAAGGACGCCGCCCCAGCAACCCGGCACCGAGCAGAAGACCGCUCAGCAGGCGACGGAGCCUCAAGACGACCUCUCCAAGAGUUCGACGCCGCGAUUCUCGCCUAGCCCUGAGUCUACCCCGCCGUCCCUGCCCCACGUACGCUCCGGUUCGACCACCGCCGAAGACGACGACAGGGCCGAGGUCGAGAGCUCGGCGUCCGUACCCCCGCCGGAGACAGCGACCAGCGAAGAGGGCGACGACAGGUCCACGCCCAGGAUGCAGACUCCCGUACCAGACGUGCCCCCGGCGUCCACCAACGGCCACCACGGAAGCCCCGCUGACUCGCCGGUGACCAGGAGUCCUCCGGAUGUCCAGAUGACCAAGUCGUCGUCUGCCACCGCCGCCGCCGCCGCGGUCUCCAGAGGCCAUCACGAUGACUUCAAGAUGAUGGGCGCCAGGGGCACCAAGGACCAAGUCGUCCAGUCGUCGACUGCCACCAAGAGUCCUGGUGGUCAAGACCCCGCAGUGGUCCUCAGGAACGGUGGUACCCUGCCACCCGGUAGCGACGGCCUCAACUUCGGCAUGAAGGCGUCAGAGCUGAGGGAGCUUCUGCGCUCGCGGAAGAAGAAGGACCCGCGCGAGUUGCAGAUGGAUCUGCGCCAGAAGUACAAGAUCAUCGAACAGAUGUGAAAGAUUGUACCUCUCUCGUGUGUCUCAUUGAACUGAGCUCAUUGUCAGUGCGGCUGGGGUCGAACCGCCAUAUGCCUUGACACGUUUUUUUUUUUCUCUUUGUUUUUCUUGAUAUACAACUUUUUGUUUGUUAUUGUUCGGCGCCAUUUAUGCGACUCUACUCCGCGUCCAAGUUUGUGUCUAAUCGUCUAGACUCUAGACCGCUCGACGUGGUUUUACCGACACUGCAGCGCUGCGCGCUGUGAGAUCGUAUUGGCGACGACAGCGUCCACGUCGCCGCUGUAGAUGCCAGUUUUUGUCUUCUUUUUCUUUGCGGAAAGUUGCGUCGACAUGAUCGGUACCCACUGCCGAAGACCUGUGUCUAUAAGGAUAUUGAUUGGAUUACUUCUUCUGGCACUUCUAGGUCGGUUGACGGUGAUUCUGAAGCGGCCAUUCCGCCCUACCCUUUCUAAGGCCUGUAAUAAUACAAUUCUCUGCUAUUUUUCUUCUUUACACCUAAGUCUUCGGUCGCAUGUGGUAACAGCAUGCGGCAGGUUGGAAGUUUAAGGUCACGCACGGGCAAGGCAACACCUACUUGAUCACUUACCUAUACACCAACUCACUGAUAAAACGCACAUUUGCUCUGCGCGUGCGCAUGAAACUUUUUUUUAGGCGCGAAGCAUUUACGCACGCACCGUUACGUCAUAAAACAUGAGUUGGUGUAUAUUGCUAGGGGACAUUGUUGCACGAGCUACUUUCGAGCGUAUUGAGAGUUACGCUGUUUCCAGUGUUUUACGUUUGUUUAUAUAUGCCUGUAUAUGUUUAUUUUUGCCUUUUUCCUGCUUCCGGCGGGGCGGUUUAAAACGGUUCGUGGAGGUACCGACUUGGGAUGGGACCAACAGAAAGAAAUGUAACGUGGACGGCUUAAACGUAUAACUGCUUUUCUUUUAUUAAAAAUCAUGUACCGAAUUUGAUACUUUGCUGCCGUUGUGUGCCUGAAACGGUCGCAAAGCGUUAAAUGCCACUUUGGAGUAAUGUUUCGCACUAUGUAGGGUUGUGUAGACUUCCUGAAUUAAGCUAUGAGUCGCUUACACGAUUCCAUUUUUUCUUUCUUUCGGAAGUUUUAUUACUUAUGAUUUCGGAUGUGCCCGAAAAAGUUUAUUAUUUUUUAUGCAUGUGUUUUCCGGUGUUUUCUGCAGCAAGUCGUCGGGGAUCCAAUAACUGCUCAAUGUAACGACGUUGUGACGGUAAAGAGUGCUUGUUAACUUGACGUGCGACUGCCGAUUUUCUUUUCCAUUUAUUCGCUCGUAGCUGUUUCGCGUUCUAUUUUUAUUUUUUGAGAAAACUGGGUCUACUUGUUGGCCAAUCGGGAAAGUUGUCCACUAAUGUUUGUGUGUGCGUGUGCCUGCUUGUAAAUAAGGCUGAUGAUAACGGAGAAACGUGAUUCCACUUCUUGGAGUUACCUGCGCUCGUCCGAAACCUCUUUUGGGGUGAGGCAAACGCAAGUGUAACAGAAGGGGGGAAAAAAAGUUGAUUUUUGAGAUGUUUAUAUUCUAUACAGACUUCUUGACCAGCUAUACAUAUAUACACCCUUCAUAGCGUAACGUUGUGUACACGUUGAAUGCCUGUGAACCUAGAACUUUUUUUAAUGGAAUUUUCUGGGAAGUGUUUGCUGUGAGUCAGCUUCCAGUGCCGCUGCUACUGGAGGGCGCCAGAGCAUAAACUCUCGGUGGCCUAACAUUUUUCUUAUCCUGGCUGUCUCUACGCACAGUCUGAUCGUGUCUGAGAGGCGUGGUAAAGUGUCACUUUUAGCACGUUGUCUCAUACCUGUUAAACCUUAGUUGUGACUCCCAUCGGAACACGACGAGACACUUAACAUAGCGGUGACCGAAGUGACCUAAAAACUUGCGCCCUUUAGUCCUGCGUGGACUAACAGUGUUGUGAAGGUAUAGCGAGAGUUAGGAAGCACCGAACAGACGCAGUGACCGUCGGGUCGCGAUUACAGCUAUUUUAUUUUCAUUGUUAUCGACUUGUGUACUUGAGAACGCAGCUAGCUGUCUACAGGUAACGCUAUUUUCUUGUACACACUGUGCCUUGGGAUAUGGUUGGUGCGAGCUGGGGUGGAUGACGAUGAUGAUGACGGUGUUUUGAACCUUCAACGUGACGGCAACACUGUCCAUUCGUCACAAAACGUAGUGUAGUCGAUCCUCAUGUGCCUUUGUUAAGUGAGUCGCGCGUACUGCUAUACAAAGUAUUUUUUUUUAUAUAUAAAUAACGUGAUCCGAAUAGUUGUGCGCUCACGUAUAAACUCUAGCAUAGACGUUUCACUGUUGUUGAUUGUUGUUUUGUUUUUUUAGGGUGGGAAGGGGGAAUGUGAAUCAAAACGAAUAAAUAAACGUAUUUAGCGAGAAGAC
Messenger RNA from Ixodes scapularis (black-legged tick), 4501 nucleotides. RefSeq names its product Na(+)/H(+) exchange regulatory cofactor-like protein nrfl-1. The transcript is spliced from 6 exons. Gene Ontology annotation, cellular component: apical plasma membrane. Lineage: Eukaryota; Metazoa; Arthropoda; Arachnida; Ixodida; Ixodidae. Bases 198 to 2108 code for a protein of 636 amino acids. Gene Ontology annotation, biological process: protein localization to plasma membrane. The record is from RefSeq and is a predicted model, not a curated record. Gene Ontology annotation, molecular function: protein-membrane adaptor activity; protein binding.